Pseudophryne corroboree (corroboree frog) is the source of this 6168-nucleotide messenger RNA. RefSeq lists its product as uncharacterized. NCBI's taxonomy places the organism in Eukaryota, Metazoa, Chordata, Amphibia, Anura, Myobatrachidae. The transcript has 15 exons. Gene Ontology annotation, biological process: regulation of transcription by RNA polymerase II. The record is from RefSeq and is a predicted model, not a curated record. Bases 23 to 5848 code for a protein of 1941 amino acids. Gene Ontology annotation, molecular function: DNA-binding transcription factor activity, RNA polymerase II-specific; RNA polymerase II cis-regulatory region sequence-specific DNA binding.
CUGAGUGUUUACUAGACGUCACAUGAGCAUGAGAUGCAUCACUGAUUCCCUGAGGAUGGGGAACAACAGCAGUCACAUGACUGAGAGGAUACUAAAUCUCACCCUGGAGAUCAUCUAUCUGCUGACUGGAGAGGAUUACACAGUAGUAAAGAAAAUUUCCAGUGAAUGUGAGACACCCAGCAGCGGUCCCCAUGUGUCAGGAGGACUGAGCAGGACCCAGAGCCCCAUCAUGGUGCCUCCACUGAUACACAAGAGGCACAAUGACCAGAAGAUCCUGGAACUCACCAACAAGAUUAUUCAGCUGCUGACUGGAGAGGAGGGGGAGUAUAUAGAGGAACACAGGGGUCUGUACAAGGACGUGAUGAUGGAGAAUCACCGGCCCCUCACAUCACUGGAUGGGCCCAGUAACAGAGAUACCCCAGAGAGAUGUCCCCGUCCUCUGUAUUCCCAGGAUUGUACAGAGGAGAAUCACAGGAUCCCACAGGAGGAUCAGGGUGAAGACCUUACAAAUAUGAAUGGAAAAGAAGAGACGUAUGUGACUGAUAUGAAGGCAGAAGAUACAGAGGGAGAAGAAGAGACGUAUGUGACUGAUAUGAAGGCAGAAGAUAUAGAGGGAGAAGAAGAGACGUAUGUGACUGAUAUGAAGGCAGAAGAUAUAGAGGGAGAAGAAGAGACGUAUGUGACUGAUAUGAAGGCAGAAGAUAUAGAGGGAGAAGAAGAGACGUAUGUGACUGAUAUGAAGGCAGAAGAUAUAGAGGGAGAAGAAGAGACGUAUGUGACUGAUAUGAAGGCAGAAGAUAUAGAGGGAGAAGAAGAGACGUAUGUGACUGAUAUGAAGGCAGAAGAUAUAGAGGGAGAAGAAGAGACGUAUGUGACUGAUAUGAAGUCAGAAGAUAUAGAGAGAGAAGAGACGUAUGUGACUGAUAUGAAGGCAGAAGAUAUAGAGAGAGAAGAGACGUAUGUGACUGAUAUGAAGGCAGAAGAUAUAGAGAGAGAAGAAGAGAUGUAUGUGACUGAUAUGAAGGCAGAAGAUAUAGAGGGAGAAGAAGAGACAUAUGUGACUGAUAUGAAGGCAGAUGAUACAGAGGGAGAAGAAGAGACGUAUGUGACCGAUAUGAAGGCAGAAGAUACAGAGGGAGAAGAAGAGACUUAUGUGACUGAUAUGAAGACAGAAGAUAUAGAGGGAGAAGAAGAGACGUAUGUGAUGGGUGAUCAGCAGUGUAAGGAGCAAAUCCCUACAGAUAUCAGCACAGAUGGAGGUACACGCAGGAAUGCCUUGGAGGAAGAUCUCAUCUUGUCUGCAGAUACUGACAUAGAAGAUAACAUCACACAGGAUUCUCCAGGAGACAGCCCCGUUAUACUAAAUUUACAUCCAGUACCUCUCAGUGCAGAUAUAUCAUCUGAUCCUUCUAACUGUGAGGACUGUUCUCCUGAUACCUCAGAUUUCGUUACACAUUGUGCAGCUCAUACACCUGAUAAAGUAUUUCCCUGUUCUGAGUGUGGGAAAUGUUUCACACAGAAAUCAUAUCUAGUUAUACAUCAGAGACUCCACACUGGUGAGAAACCAUAUCCAUGUUAUGAGUGUGGAAAAUGUUUUACACUGAAAUCAACUUUAGUUAUACAUCAAAGACGUCACACAGGUGAGAGGCCUUUUCAAUGCUCUGAGUGUGGGAAAUGUUUCACACAUAAAUCAACUUUAGUUGUACAUCAGAGACGUCACACAGGUGAGAAACCUUUUCCAUGCUCUGAGUGUGGGAAAUGUUUUACAAAUAACUCAGAACUUGUUAGACAUCAAAGACUCCACACUGGUGAGAUACUAUGUACAUGUUCUGAUUGUGGGAAAUGUUUCACACAAAAAUCAUCUUUAGUUACACAUCAGAGACGUCACACAGGUGAGAAACCAUUUCCAUGCUCUGAGUGUGGGAAAUGUUUUACACUGAAAUCAAAUCUUGUUACACACCAGAGAAGUCACACGGGUGAGAAACCAUUUCCAUGCUCUGAGUGUGGAAAAUAUUUUACACACAAAUCAGUUCUUGUUAUACAUCAGAGAAGUCACACAGGUGAGAAACCAUUUCCAUGUCCUGAGUGUGGGAAAUGUUUUACAUACAAAUCACAUCUGUUUAGACAUCAGAUUUCACACAGUAGAAAAGCAUUUCUAAUGGCUGAUACAAAACAGGGUCGUAGCACAGUUCCUGUCACACAGUAUUUGAACAAUGUAAGUGAGGCGGCUUCUGAUGCCGGUGUUCUGGCGGCUAAGGCCUCUACUACGUUCAUUCUGGCUCACCGGAUUAUCUGGUGGCGGUCCUGGUCUGUGGAUCGGGACUCUAAGAAAACCCUGGAGACACUGAUGGCGGUGAUGAUGGCCCUGCUCCGCUGUGAGGAGGUCAGGAUCCUACAGUAUCUGGAUGACUUGCUGAUCCUGGCGAAUUCCCCAGAAGUUCUCCGUUAUCUGGAUCUGACAGUCCAGUUUCUGCAAGCCCACGGGUGGCUCAUCAACUGGAAGAAAUCAUCCCUGGUCCCUGCUCAGAGCACGGUGCACCUGGAGUCAUUAUUGGACACUCACAACCAGCGGUUGUUCUUGUCACAGGAGAAGGUCCUGAACCUUCAGGACUGCAUUCGAUGCUUCCUUUCUCGCCCAUUUGUGUCUAUGUAUUCUGACAAGUGUGAAGUUAGUGAACCAAUACCGGAUAUGAUGGGUCUUCCUGUGUUUACUAGACGUCACAUGAGGAUGAGAUGCGUCACUGAUUCCUUGAGGAUGGAGAACGACAGCAGUCACAUGACUGAGAGGAUACUAAAUCUCACCCUGGAGAUCAUCUACCUGCUGACUGGGGAGGGUUACACAGUAGUGAAGAAAUCAUCCGGUGAGUAUGAGACACACAGCAGCCAUCCCCAUGUGUCAGGAGGACAGAGCAGGACCCAGAGCCCCAUCUUGGUGCCUCCACCUCACUCACUGAUAGAUGAGAGGCACAAUGACCAGAAGAUCCUGGAACUCACCAACAAGAUCAUUAAUCCGCUGACUGGAGAGGAGCGGGAGUAUAUAGAGGAACACAGGGGUCUGUAUAAGGACGUGAUGAUGGAGAAUCACCGGCCCCUCACAUCACUGGAUGGACCCAGUAACAGAGAUACCCCAGAGAGAUGUCCCCAUCCUCUGUAUUCCCAAGAUUGUACAGAGGAGAAUCACAGGAUCCCACAGGAGGAUCAGGGUGAAGAUCUUACAAAUAUGAAGGGAGAAGAAGAUACAUAUGUGACUAAUAUGAAGGUAGAAGAAGAGACGUCUGUGACUGAUAUGAAGGCAGAAGAUACAGAGGGAGAAGAAGAGACGUAUGUGACUGAUAUGAAGGCAGAAGAUAUGGAGGGAGAAGAAAUGACGUAUAUAACGGAUAUGUGGACAGAAGUUAUAGAGGGAGAAGAGACGUAUGUGACUGAUAUGAAGGCAGAAGAUACAGAGGGAGAAGUAGAGACGUAUGUGACUGAUAUGAAGGCAGAAGAUACAGAGGGAGAAGAAGAGACGUAUGUGACUGAUAUGAAGGCAGAAGAUAUAGAGGGAGAAGAAGAGACGUAUGUGACUGAUAUGAAGGCAGAAGAUACAAUGGAAGAAGAAGAGACGUAUGUGACUGAUACGGAGGCAGAAGAUACAGAGGGAGAAGAAGAGACGUAUGUGACUGAUAUGAAGGCAGAAGCUAUAGAGGGAGAAGAAGAGACGUAUGUGACUGAUAUGAAGGGAGAUGCAGAGGGAGAAGAAGAGACGUAUGUGACUGAUAUGAAGGCAGAAGAUAUAGAAGGAGAAGAAGAGACGUAUGUGACUGAUACGGAGGCAGAAGAUACAGAGGGAGAAGAAGAGACGCAUGUGACUGAUAUGAAGGCAGAAGAUAUAGAGGGCGAAGAAGAGACGUAUGUGACUGAUAUGAAGGCAGAAGAUAUAGAGGGAGAAGAAGAGACGUAUGUGACUGAUAUGAAGGCAGAAGAUACAGAGGAAGAAAAAGAGACAUAUCUGACUGAUAUAAAGGUAGAAGUUAUAGAUGAUGAAGAAGAAGAGACGUAUGUGAGGGAGGAUCAGCAGUGUAAGGAGAAGGAAAUCCCUACAGAUAGCAGCACAGCAGAUGGCAGCACAAGCAGUAAUGCCUUGGAGGGAGAUCUCAUCUUGUCUUCAGAUACUGACAUAGCAGAUAACAUCACACAGGAUUCUCUAGGAGACAGCCCCGUUAUGCUAAAUAUACAUCCAGUACCUCACAGCGCAGAUAUAUCAACUGAUCCCCCUAACUGUGAGGACUGUUCUCCUGAUACCUCAGAUUUUGUUACACAUCGUGCAGCUCAUACACCUGAUAAAGUAUUUCCCUGUUCUGAGUGUGGGAAAUGUUUUGCACACAAAUCAAAUCUUGUAACACAUCAGAGACUCCAUAGGGGUGAGAAACCAUUUCCAUGUUCUGAGUGUGGGAAAUGUUUCACACGGAAAUCAAAUCUUGUAACACAUCAGAGACUCCAUAGUGGUGAGAAACCAUUUCCAUGUUCUGAGUGUGGGAAAUGUUUCAGACAGAAAACAAAUCUUGUUAUACAUCAGAGACUCCACACUGGUGAGAAACCAUUUCCAUGUUCUGAGUGUGGGAAAUGUUUUACACACAAAUCGCAUUUUGUUAAACAUCAGAGACUCCACACUGGUGAGAAACUAUUUAUAUGUUCUGAGUGUGGGAAAUGUUUCACACAGAAAUUAGCUCUAGUUACACAUCAGAGAUGUCACACAGGUGAGAAACCAUUUCCAUGUCCUGAGUGUGGGAAAUGUUUUACACUGAAACCAAGUCUUGUUGUACAUCAGAGAUGUCACACAGGUGAGAAACCAUUUCCAUGCUCUGAGUGUGGGAAAUGUUUUAGAAAUAAAUCAUCUCUUGUUCAACAUCAGAGACUCCACACUGGUGAGAAACUAUAUACAUGUUCUGAGUGUGGUAAAUGUUUCACACAGAAAUUAGCUCUAGUUACACAUCAGAGAUGUCACACAGGUGAGAAACCAUUUCCAUGUCCUGAGUGUGGGAAAUGUUUUACACUGAAACCAAGUCUUGUUGUACAUCAGAUAACUCACACAGGUGAGAAACCAUUUCCAUGUCCUGAGUGUGGGAAAUGUUUUACACAGAAAUCAACUUUAGUUACACAUCAGAGAUGUCACACAGGUGAGAAACCAUUUCCAUGCUCUGAGUGUGGGAAAUGUUUUAGACUGAAACCAAGUCUUGUUGUACAUCAGAUAACUCACACAGGUGAGAAACCAUUUCCAUGUCCUGAGUGUGGGAAAUGUUUUACACAGAAAUCAACUUUAGUUACACAUCAGAGAUGUCACACAGGUGAGAAACCAUUUCCAUGCUCUGAGUGUGGGAAAUGUUUUAGACUGAAACCAAGUCUUGUUACACAUCAGAGAAGUCACACCGGUGAGAAACCAUUUCCAUGCUCUGAGUGUGGGAAAUGUUUUAGACUGAAACCAAGUCUUGUUACACAUCAGAGAAGUCACACCGGUGAGAAACCAUUUCCAUGCUCUGUGUGUGGGAAAUGUUUUACACACAAAUCAGUUCUUGUUAAACAUCAGAGACUCCACACAGGUGAGAAACCAUUUCCAUGCUCUGAGUGUGGGAAAUGUUUUAUACAGAAAUCAGCUCUAGUUAGACAUCAGAUAACUCACACAGGUGAGAAACUAUUUCCAUGUCCUGAGUGUGGAAAAUGUUUUACACAGAAAUCAGCUCUAGUUAGACAUCAGAGAAGUCACACAGGAGAGAAACCAUUUACAUGUCCUGAGUGUGGGAAAUGUUUUAACUACAAAUCACAUCUUUAUAGACAUCAGCUUUCACACAGUAGUAAAGCAUUUCUAUGAGCUGAUACAAAACAGGGUUGUAGCACAGCUCCUGUCCCUCAGUAUUUGAACAAUGUAAGUUAACUAUCCACAGACAAUUGGAAUGGAUGUCAUAUAAGAUUGGAGUAGAUCACUCGGAUGAAACAAAAGCUGAGUACACAAUAAAUAUGUACCCAGCCCAACAUCACUGCUGCCGGGACCCUGCAUGUGGCAAGUGCAUACUGCAGGGCCAACGGGAUGUCACUAAUGACCCGUGGGAGAGCAUACCAUGGGCACACACUAGACGAUUAUUCUGUUAGAUAUUGGCCCCACUCUCCACAGUAAUAAAAGAUCACAUUGUU